This is a messenger RNA of Aspergillus glaucus CBS 516.65, 1326 nucleotides long. It is a transcript of the gene hexA, whose product is annotated as putative Woronin body protein HexA. NCBI's taxonomy places the organism in Eukaryota, Fungi, Ascomycota, Eurotiomycetes, Eurotiales, Aspergillaceae. Gene Ontology annotation, biological process: positive regulation of translational elongation; positive regulation of translational termination. The transcript is spliced from 3 exons. Gene Ontology annotation, molecular function: RNA binding; ribosome binding; translation elongation factor activity. The record is from RefSeq and is a predicted model, not a curated record. Bases 1 to 1326 code for a protein of 441 amino acids.
AUGGUUGGUGGCCAUUAUUCACCAGUCGCCAAUCUGGACUUUGACGCCCGAGUUCCCAUUCCCUUCAGUGUCUUCCCGUCGUCGUACCGGAGUGACGCUGCAAACCAUCAACAGCCUGCUCCUGCUCCUGUGAACGAGCCGGAACCUGUUGCUUAUCCCGUUGAGCAUCACCACCAUCACCACCACGAGGACAACCACUCGCUCGUCGACCGGGAAGAUACUCGAACGGACGCUCCUGCACUUCCGGAUCCCGCUGUUUACGGCAAGGAAGAAGUUCCGCAAGAGUUUGUGAAUCACCAGUACAUCGAGGAACCUACUCCUUCUCAUACUCCUGCUCUUGUCCACGCUCCUCACCACCCCGAGCCUGAACAACCUUUUGAUAACCAGCUUGACUUUGUUGAGACUGAAUAUCGUCGCCGGACCAGCCCUGCUGCCUCCGUCAUCAGCUCUUCCAACUCUUACCCUUCUCAAGAGUUGACCCCUUCCUACCCUCAACCUUUCGAGUCUCAAAGCGUCGUCUCUUCGUCGCCUUCCCGAGUCUCGUACACCCCCAGCCAAUCUCCGGCUUCUUCUGCUCUUCAGGUUUACCAACCUCAAACCGCUAUCCAAAACCACCCUCAGUCCAAGAUGGGUUACUACGACGACGACGGUAACUACCACUCCUUCCGUCGCGGUGUCGAGCGUGCUGCCGACCGCAUUAUGCAUCCCUUCCAUCAUGAGCACCAUGAACAUCACCACCACUCUCACUCUCAUCCCAGCUCUCCAAGCCUAAGCCCAAGCCCCAGUCAAGAGUUGGUUGUUGCUGACAACCGUCGCCCAGCAGCCCCUGCCGCCGGUGGUGAGAUCCGUGCCAUUGAGCGCGGUGGCAACAAGCCCGCUGGCGAGCAUGUCCCCAUUCCCUGCAACUACAUCCGCCUUGGCGACAUCUUGAUCCUGCAGGGUCGUCCUUGCCAGGUCAUCCGUAUCUCGGUCUCCCCUCAGACUGGCCAGCACCGCUACCUGGGUGUUGACCUCUUCACCCGCAAGCUCCAGGAGGAGUCGAGCUUCAUCGACAACCCCUCGCCCUCCGUCGUUGUCCAGACCAUGCUCGGCCCGGUCUACAAGACCUACCGCAUCCUGGACAUCUACGAGGACCAGACCAUCGUUGCCAUGACCGAGUCUGGUGACGUCCGCCAGGGUCUCCAGGUCGUUCCCCAGGGUGACCUCUUCAACCGUAUCCGCAAGGCCUACGGUGAGGGCCGUGGCUCCGUCCGCGCUGUUGUCAUCAACGACGCUGGCCGUGAGCUCGUCGUCGACUACAAGGUCAUCCACGCUUCCCGUCUGUAA